CUCGUCGGGCAUUCAUUAGCCCCCGCGUCCAAACAGCCCCGUCUCUCUCGUCCCUUCCAACGGCUAUGCCGAGAAUAAGAAGGCCUCGCCAUUUUCCCUCAAUUUCUUCUCCAGCUUUCCCGAGAAAGUCGCGCCGGGAAAAAGAGAGGGAAAACAGAGAGAUGUCCGCAGCGCGAUUCCUCCUCUUCGCCGCCCUCGCCUCGUCUCUCCUCUUCCCGGUCGCCGUCUCCGACUCGCCGGACUCCGCCGCGCUGCUGGCCUUCAAGUCAUGGGCGGACGCCUCCGGCUCGCUCGCCGGCUGGGCCAACUCGUCGGACCCCUGCGGCGGCUCGUGGCUCGGCGUCACCUGCAACGCGCGGACCCGCCGCGUCACCAAGCUCGUCCUCGAGAACCUCAACUUGAGCGGCUACGUCGAGCCGCUGGCUCGGCUGGCCGAGCUGCGAGUCCUGAGCCUGAAGCGCAACCGGUUCGCGGCGUCCUUCUCCGUCGACCUCUCCUCGUGGCCGAACCUUAAGCAGCUCCACCUCUCGUACAACGGCUUCUCCGGCGACUUCCCCGCCGGGGUGCCGAACCUCCGGCGGCUACGGCGGCUCGACCUCUCGCACAACAACUUCACCGGCGUGAUCCCGCUGGCCGAGCUGGCCCGGCUGCCGCGCUUGCUGACUCUCCGGCUCGAGGCGAACUCGUUCACCGGAACUCUCGGCGCGGCUGUGGACUCGUUCCCGUCGCUUUCGGACGCCAACUUCUCGGACAACGAGCUCGCGGGGCGAAUUCCGACGUCCCUGUGGCGCUUCCCGGCGACGGCCUUCUCCGGAAACAAAGGACUCUGCGGGAAGCCGUUGCCGUCCGUUUGCUCCAACCACACGGCGGCGAUCGACACCGUUCAGCCCGAGGCGAUCGCUCCGAAGCAGAAGCGUCUCGACCAUCGCACGGUGCUGUCGAUCGUCGCCGUCGACGCGGUCGCAGUAUCGGCGGCGCUCGCGACCGUCACGUGGUGCUGUUACAGGAAGAGAAGCCGCCGCGUCCGCAGCGAAAGCCCCUGCGAGGUCAAGACCGGAGCUCAGAAGCAGACGUACGGAAUCCACGGAGGCGGCGUCGGCGGCGGGGACGGGGGCGAGCUGGUGGUUUUCGACGGGUGCAGGGGGUUCGACAGGGUGGACGACCUGCUGCGGUCGUCGGCGGAGCUGCUGGGGAAGGGGGGCGUGGGGACCACGUACAAGGUGGUGGUGGCCGACGGCGGCACGGUGGUGGUGAAGAGGGUGAGGGAGGUGCUGCGGCGGAGGAGGAAGGACGUCGACGCGAGGCUGAAGGAGAUUGGGGGUCUGAGGCACCCCAACGUGGUGAGCUUGAGGGCUUUCUAUCAUUCCCAGGAUGAAUUGCUCUUGGUCUAUGACUAUCUGCCCAGAGGAAGCAUGCACUCUCUGCUUCAUGAAAAUAGAGGACCAGGGAGGACUCCAUUGGAUUGGACCGCCAGGAUAAAGCUAGCUGCAGGUGCCGCGAGUGGCCUAGCUUACCUUCACGAGUAUAGCAAUGCGAAGCUCGUCCAUGGACAUGUCACGUCAUCGAACAUCAUAGUCGAUGAUUCAGGGAGUGCCUGUAUUUCCAACAUCGGUCUCCACCAACUGUUGCCUUCGCCAUUGCCAUCAGACAACACCUAUACGGCUCCGGAGCUGAUUCUCCACAACAAUCAUGGAAGCACACAGAGGAAAUAUACACAAAAGUGCGACGUCUACAGCUUUGGCGUUGUCGUCCUUGAAAUUCUGACAGGGAAAAUGGCGACCGGAGAGGGAGAGACGAGUUUGGUGAAGUGGGUUCAGCGCGUGCCCCAAGAAGAGUGGAAGAGGGAGGUGUUCGAUUUCGAAUUGAUGGGUUACAAGGAAAUGGAAGAAGACAUGACGGCUCUUCUGCAAGUGGCUUUGCUCUGUUUGGCUACGUUGCCGAGGGAUCGUCCCAAAAUGAGCGUGGUUCACAAUAUGAUUGAAGAUAUCAGGAACAAGGGCGCAGGAGAAGACCCGACGAAUUGUUCAGUGAAUAAUCUGUCUUCUGAUUCUUCGCCUUCUCGGUCUGAAAGCACUUCAACUGCGUUAGCAGCUGAUCUAUAAAGUGAUGAGUGCCGGCAAAAUACAUCUUGUUUAAUCUCGACAGGAGGGCAGGGGAAGCAGGAUCUGCGAUUAUUUCCACCCUCCAGUAAACGAUAAUGAAAACCAGAGCUCCUCUCUUUCAGAGUUACAGGGUACGUACUCUACCAGUGUGUAGCCGAUUAGUAAUAUACAUGCCUAUUUGAUUAUAUUCUUUGUUCUAAUUUGAGCAGUUAAUUAUCAUGUUCUGGUUAUGUUGAUGCCGUCGCGAGAGAUUAAUUACCUGUAAUGCUGAGCUUCCGUUCUCUCCGACCCUUUGCUUUUCUGUCCUGUCAUGAUAUAACAGAGUAUAAUCAUACAAUCCUGCAUCUUUUUUCCUA
This is a messenger RNA of Eucalyptus grandis, 2458 nucleotides long. RefSeq names its product probable leucine-rich repeat receptor-like protein kinase At1g68400. Bases 66 to 2102 code for a protein of 678 amino acids. Gene Ontology annotation, biological process: protein phosphorylation. Gene Ontology annotation, molecular function: protein binding; ATP binding; protein kinase activity. The transcript is spliced from 2 exons. Lineage: Eukaryota; Viridiplantae; Streptophyta; Magnoliopsida; Myrtales; Myrtaceae. The record is from RefSeq and is a predicted model, not a curated record.